AUGGAUCGGGUGCAAGUCGGGAUGCAUGUGGACAUCAAGCGAUCCGACGGACGAGUACACUCAGCGAUCGUCUCUGAAAUCCGGCCUGAAAAGAGCGCCGUACUUGUUGAGUGGUAUGAAGGGGGUGACACAAAGGGCAAAGAAGUCUUCAUAAGCGAACUCGUCGCCAUCAAUCCCACCUUGGUUGGAAAGCCGAAUUUGAGCGACACGUUAGCGAAUGCGAUGUCGAUUUCAAAACCAGUCAAAAGAGAGCCCCUCAAUAUGAAUAUGAACAGCACAAUUUGUGGUUCGAUGGAAGAUGACAACGACCUACUUUUACCAAUCAAGCCAAAGUUGAAUGAAAAGAAACGCGCCAUACUUGGUUCGGAGAAGGAUUUGACGAUCGAGCCGCCGCGAGAUGAGUCGAUUACGAAACAAGCAUCAGUGAAGCCAGAACGUCGAUCUCUUGUGACACCGAAGGCCUCAGCUCCACAAUUAACACAACGUUCUCGGGUGUCUGCGCUCAACCUUACGACGGCAAUUCUUCCACCACCCAUUCCAGCUAAUGCUGUGGCUCCUGAGAAAAAAGGCGAAACGGUGCAGCAAAUCGAGAAGCUCCAAAAGCAGCGCGAGGAACGGCGCGCUCAGCAAGACGAAAUCAAGAAGAAGAGGGAAGUCGAGAGGGCGUUGGAUCCAGGAAAUCCAAACUAUCAAUUCUCUGUCAUGAUCCGCGACUAUCAAUCUAAUAUUGACUUUCGUCCACUGAAGAUUACGGACUCGGUGCAGGACACGAGGAUUUCUGUGUGUGUCCGGAAGCGCCCCAUGAACAAGAAAGAGAUCACAAGGAAGGACAUUGAGGUUGUGACGAUUCCAAAACAGGACCAUGUAAUUAUUCAUCAGCCACAAGUGAGGGUGGAUCUGACAAAAUACUUGGACAACCAGAAGUUUCGAUUCGACUACGCUUUUGACGAAAAUGCUGAUAACGAAAUGGUUUAUCGAUUUACUGCCCAGCCGUUGGUCAACUCAAUUUUCGAGCAAGGAUUCUCGACAUGUUUUGCUUACGGACAAACUGGGUCGGGGAAAACACAUACAAUGGGUGGAAAUAUGGCGACCCACGAAACAACAACAAAGACGAAACAACAAGACUGGUCGAAAGGAAUUUACGCUCUUGCCUCCUGCGACGUCUUUCGACUGCAUCGUGGGGAAUAUCGCUCUCUUGGACUUACAAUUGGCUGCAGCUUCUUUGAAAUCUAUGGAGGAAAGGUGUUUGAUCUUUUGAAGAACAAAAACUUGUUGCGAGUGCUCGAGGACGGAAAGCGUGAAGUACAAGUCGUUGGGCUACAAGAAGAGACGGUGACGUCGGACCAGCAAGUCCUGGAUCUGAUCAAGAGGGGCUCUGACAUGAGAACUGCUGGAGCAACGUCCGCAAAUUCCAAUUCAAGUCGAUCCCAUGCCGUGUUUCAAAUCAUACUCCGCAGAGGAAACAAGUUAUGGGGAAAAUUUUCGCUUAUCGAUUUGGCGGGUAAUGAACGAGGACAAGACACUGGCUCAUCGGAUCGACAAACGCGAAUGGAAGGCGCAGAAAUCAACAAGAGUCUUCUCGCAUUGAAGGAAUGCAUCCGGGCAAUGGGACGAAAUUCAGCCCACGUUCCCUUUCGUCAAUCGAAAUUGACUAUGGUUCUUCGCGAUUCUUUCGUUGGCGAAAAUUCCCGGACUUGCAUGAUUGCUAUGAUUAGUCCCACGAUGGCCUCCUGCGAGCACACGCUGAACACGUUGCGAUACGCCAAUCGAGUCAAGGAGCUUGGAUGUGAAGAUGGAGAUAACGCCUCACCAUUGCGCGACGACGAAUUGAUGCUGGCCAACCCUGAGGCGGAAGUCGACGAAGUACUCCAAGUUGCGACCGGGAAAAACAAAGGCGAACUGAAGUACGAGAAAGUUAUCGCGGCGCUGACACAAUGCGAGGAAAGGACGAUUAAUGACUUGUACAAUCAUCAAGAGAUGUUGAGAGUCGAAGAUCGAAAAAUAGCCGAUUUUAUCAACCGCGUCCAAGAUCCCGAUUACGAAAUGGAGCCGUUCAUCAAAGGAUUAAUUGGUCAACUCGAGCAAGAACUAUCGGAUCGACGUGCUGUGCUAGAAAACGCGAAUAAAUGGCUGAAGAUCGCCCAACAAGAGAGCGAACUGUCGAACAAGGCCAAGAAGAAG
Mesorhabditis belari is the source of this 2181-nucleotide messenger RNA. The record is from the annotation of a GenBank genome assembly. NCBI's taxonomy places the organism in Eukaryota, Metazoa, Nematoda, Chromadorea, Rhabditida, Rhabditidae.